Molecule: messenger RNA, 1131 nt
Organism: Paramecium sonneborni
Lineage: Eukaryota; Ciliophora; Oligohymenophorea; Peniculida; Parameciidae
Source: the annotation of a GenBank genome assembly
AUGGACAAAGAAAGUGUUUUUGAUCUAUCAUCUACUUUAGAUUUUUAAUUUUAAACAUUACCUCUCUGUGAUGUUAAAGAAAGUUCAGAAGAAUUGAUAUAAUAAACUUAACAAAGUCUUUAGAGCAUUGAAAACAACAAUAAAAGUUUCUUUAGUAAUCCUUUAAAAUCAUUAGUGAGCAAACAGAAACAUAGAUUUGUUUAGGAUGGUUUCAAUUUAGAUUUGACAUGUAAUUUUCUGAUUUAUACCUUAGAUAUAACUGAAUAAAUAAUAGCCAUGGGCUAUCCUGCAAUAGAUUAUGAAGCUUUUUAUAGAAAUUCUAUGGUGGAUGUUUAAAAGUUUUUUAAUCAGAGACACAAGAAUCAUUAUCGAAUAAUCAACUUAUGUUCUGAACGUAAAUAUAAUCAUGCAUAUUUUGAUGGAAAUGUUUCAGAAUAUCCUUUUGAAGAUCAUUAAGCACCAUAAUUCAGCAUGAUUUUUGAAUUAUGCAAUGAAAUACACAAUUUUAUUUGUUAAGACAAAUAAAAUGUAAUAGCUAUUCAUUGCAAAGCUGGUAAAGGUAGAACUGGUGUUAUGAUUUGUUGUUACUUGCUUUAUUCAGGUAUGUUCAAAAACAGUUAUGAUGCUAUGCGUUUUUAUGGUAAAAUGAGGACAAAAAACAAGAAAGGAGUUACGAUUCCUUCUUAAAUUCGUUAUAUUUUGUAUUUUGAAAAAGCAUUGUCUUUUGGUUAUGAAGCACAAGAUAUUCCAUAAAAUAAAAUUUAAAUAUCAUAAAUUAGAAUAAUUACUAUACCAAUAAUGAAUUGUAAUAAUUCAUGCAAUCCUUACAUUUUAAUUUAAAAUAAUCAAACUCAAACACUAAUUAAAAAGUUCCAAAUAGUGAAUGAUAGUUUUAUAAUAUUCUAUAUAGAUGUAGUAGUUCAAGGUGAUACUCGUAUUGUAUGUUACAAUAAAUCCUUAAUAAGUAAAUAGAUAAUGUUUUAAUUUUGGUUCCAUACUACAUUUCUAGACAAUACUGGUUUAUUAAUAAUAGACAAAUAUAUGUUAGAUAAGGCAGUGAAAGAUAAAAACCAUAAAAUUUUUUAACCAAACUUCAGGGUUGAAGUGCAAACUUUUACACUACUAAAUUGA